This is a messenger RNA of Passer domesticus (house sparrow), 1634 nucleotides long. It is a transcript of the gene MRPL3, whose product is annotated as mitochondrial ribosomal protein L3. The transcript is spliced from 10 exons. Gene Ontology annotation, cellular component: mitochondrial large ribosomal subunit; ribosome. Gene Ontology annotation, molecular function: structural constituent of ribosome. The coding region runs from base 142 to 1161 and encodes 339 amino acids. Gene Ontology annotation, biological process: translation. NCBI's taxonomy places the organism in Eukaryota, Metazoa, Chordata, Aves, Passeriformes, Passeridae. The record is from RefSeq and is a predicted model, not a curated record.
UGGGGUGAUUCGGGAGUUUUUUUGUCACUCUUGAGCUCGCCGCCCGCGGGGCGGAACUCCGAGUCCGGGGCAGCACGGAAGGUUUCCAGCGGCGGACGCGGCGGGGCCGGAAGGCGGCGGCGGCUCCGCCGGGGUGGCGGCAUGGCGGGCUGGGGGCGGCUGGCCCGGCUCGGCGGGCGCCUCUGGGCGGCGGCGGCGCCGGCUCCCGGACACAGGGGUCAGCUGGGCUUUGUAGUCAGACACAUCAACAGUUCAACAUGGUGGCACGAGCAUCUUUCUGAAGAGAAUGUGGAGUUCCUCAAGAAGAUAACUGCAGAGGAGUACAAAGCUCAGACAGCCAGCAAGCUGUGCCCUCUGAAAGAUGAGCCAUGGCCACUGAAUAAGUGGACACCAGAUUCCAUCAGAGUUGGUGUUGUUGCAGUAAAACUGGGAAUGAUGCCAAUAUGGACCAAAUCAGGAGAAAAACAUGCUGUCACACUACUUAAGGUUCAAGAUUGCCAUGUUUUAAGAUAUGUUUCAAAGGAAGAGUCGGGUGGAAAAACAGCUAAGCUGCUUGUUGGAGGCAAAAAUGUAUCUCCUUUUUCUAAACCAGAGUCUGCACAUGAAAUUUUUAAAGAAGCUGGAGUGCCACGGAAGCAGAAAGUUACAACAUUUAAUGUAACAGAUGAUGCCAUAAUUAAGCCAGGUACUCCCUUGUAUGCUGCUCACUUCCGCCCUGGGCAGUUUGUGGAUGUUACUGCAAAAACAAUUGGUAAAGGAUUUCAAGGUGUCAUGAAAAGGUGGGGAUUUAAAGGUCAGCCUGCAAGCCAUGGCCAGACAAAAACUCACAGACGACCUGGAGCAAUAUCUACCAAUAAAGCUGCCAAAGUCUAUCGUGGAAAGAAGAUGCCUGGUAAAAUGGGUAACAUCUACAGGACAUCUUUUGGAUUAAAGGUGUGGAGGAUCAAUACAAAGCACGAUAUUAUUUAUGUGAAUGGGUCUGUUCCAGGUCACACCAAUUGUCUGGUGAAGGUCAGAGAUAGCAAAUUGCCUACUUACAAGGACUGCAAUAAAAAUCCUCCAUUCCCUACAUUUUUUGCUGAUGGAGAUGAAGAACUGCCAGAAGACCUUUUUGAUGAGGAGAUUUUCCAGUUCACAGAUCCAUCUGUCACAUUCGCAUAAUGUUCCUCGCAUCUUUGAAAACACAGUUUUGUUAUUUUCAUGUACUUUGCAAGGCUUUAUAAAAGUAAGCCUGUGAACUGCAGUCUGGCCAACUGACUUAAACAAUUCAGGUAUUGCCAUUUUGGUCAGGUAAUCAGAUUUCCCACUGUCAGUCUCAAACCUGUACUUAAAGCAACAGAUGGGUCUGAGGGACAGGUUGUAAAGCACACCAAACUGUGUGUCUUCAGUGACCUUUUGUCCUCUGCCCCAGGCUGUGAAAACCUACAAAAUCAUGAAAAGCUGUUGUUUUGAAGAUGGUUCCAGUUCAUUUUCUGAAUGUGAACAAAUUCUGUUUCUCUUCUAUGUAAAGUAUACUGGGCAACUCUGAUCAAUCAGAAGAAGGUUCCAAAUCUGCCUUGGCAUCUGAGGGGGGGGGAUCCAUGAAGAGUAAUCUAAAAUAAAACACAAAAAUGCGUGAGCAUUGUUUUGCAGAA